This is a messenger RNA of Ostreococcus tauri, 921 nucleotides long. Its product is annotated as Leucine carboxyl methyltransferase. The record is from RefSeq and is a predicted model, not a curated record. Gene Ontology annotation, biological process: methylation. Lineage: Eukaryota; Viridiplantae; Chlorophyta; Mamiellophyceae; Mamiellales; Bathycoccaceae. The transcript has 2 exons. Bases 1 to 921 code for a protein of 306 amino acids. Gene Ontology annotation, molecular function: methyltransferase activity.
AUGGAAGACCGCGGGGUGAUCGCCACCGCCGAUGACGCGCUCCGGGCGAAGCGGGACAUCGCGCGCGCCGGGUACGUCGAGGACGCGUACAUCGAUCUGUUGUCGUCUCGAACGGAGCGCGCGUUGGUGAGGAGACAUCCACCGCUCGUGCGGCGCGGGUACUGGGCGCGGACGGCGGCGACGCGCGCGAUCGCGUUGGAGUUUGGAUCGAGGUGCGAAAAGGUUUCCGAUGGACGAUUCAACGUGGUAAACGUGGGGUGUGGGUACGAUACGUUCGGUCUGUGGACGCUCGAUCGGUUUGAGCGUGCGAGGGUGGUGGAAUUGGAUUUCGCGGAUGUUAUUCGCGCUCGAAGCGAGCGAUUGCGCGAGGCGGGCGUGGAGCGAUCGGAGGUGUCGUACGAGUCGCGGGCGUGCGACGUCAGGGACGUGAGUGCGAUCGAUGCGGCGAUCGGGGGGCUGAAAGAGCCGUUCGAUUGGUCGUUGCCGACGCUCGUGAUUGCGGAGUGCGUGUUGGCGUACCUACCGCCGGGUGCUUCAGACGCGGUGACAAAAUUCUUUGGUGAGCGAUUGAACACGGCGGUGUUCGCGUCGUACGAUCCGAUCGAGCCCGAUGACGCUUUCGGGAGGCAGAUGAUCCGAAACGUUCGGGCGAGGGGAUGCGCGUUCGCCGGCAUUGGGGAUGCGCCGAGCGUCGAGGGAGCGCGGGCCAGGUUCGAGCGCUCUGGGUGGCAACGCGCAUUCGCGUACGACAUGAACGCCGUGUACGCUCGUCUGAGUGCAAACGAGCGCGAGCGCAUCGAGAAGAUAGAUUUUCUGGAUGAAUACGAGGAGUGGCGCUUGAUACUCGCGCACUACUGCAUCUCUGUUGGCGUGAACGAUGCCGUCGGCGCGUUAGGAAAUUUCGAUCUCAUUAGCGAUUAG